AUGUCCUUAGUUAAAAACGCAUUCAAAUUAAACAACGGUAACGAAAUUCCAGCUAUUUCGUAUGGUGUUGGUACAAAAUGGUUCAAGAGAGGUACAACUGAUAUCGACUCCAAAGUUGUCGAAGCUUUAGAAACAGCUAUCAAACUUGGAUUUCGUCAUAUUGAUGGUGCUGAAGUUUAUGGUACUAAUACUGAAAUUGGUUUAGCUAUCAAGAAUUCCAAAGUUCCAAGAGAAGAAUUGUUUAUUGCUAGUAAGUUCAACUCAGGAAAUGCCACUUAUACUACCAGAUCCAAACUUGGUAAUCCUUAUGAUGCUUUAAAGAAAGAUUUACAAGAUUUGCAAUUGGAUUAUGUUGAUUUAUAUUUAAUUCAUUUUCCAUAUAUUAAGAAAGAAACCCAUGGUUAUAAUUUGGUUGAAGCUUGGAAUUAUUUAGAACAAUUAAAAGAUGAAGGAUUAGCUAAAAAUAUUGGUGUUUCUAAUUUCAAGAUUGAACAUUUAAAGGAAAUCUUGGAAUCUGAUCCAAAAUAUAGACCAAGUGUUAAUCAAAUUGAAUUUAGUGCAUAUUUACAAAAUCAAACCCCUGGAAUUGUUCAAUAUUCUCAAGAACAAGGCAUUUUGAUUGAGGCUUAUGGUCCAUUAAGUCCAGUCAUUCAGGAUGAAGCUGGUCCUUUGGACCCUGUCUUGAAAAACUUGGCUCAAAAGUAUCAAAAGUCAGAGAGUCAAAUUUUGUUAAGAUGGGUAGUAGAACAAGGAGUCUUGCCAGUUACUACUUCAGGUAAGGAAGAUCGAAUUAAGGAUUUCUUAGCUAUUUUUGAAUUUGAGUUAUCCCAGGAAGACAUUGAUGAAAUUACACAAGUCGGGAAACAAAAAACUAUCAGAAGAUACUCCAAGGAGUACGCUACAUAUGAUUAG
Hemisphaericaspora subhashii is the source of this 912-nucleotide messenger RNA. Its product is annotated as aldo/keto reductase. The record is from RefSeq and is a predicted model, not a curated record. The transcript has a single exon. Lineage: Eukaryota; Fungi; Ascomycota; Pichiomycetes; Serinales; Debaryomycetaceae. Bases 1 to 912 code for a protein of 303 amino acids. Gene Ontology annotation, molecular function: oxidoreductase activity, acting on NAD(P)H as acceptor.